CAACAAGCAUUGCGACGGAAAAAUCGGAUGCCAACAUUAUUCCCACCAUCACCAUGGGGCUUGACGAUUUCGAAAAGGAGCUCGCCGAACACAAAAAGGCCCAAGAGGAGGCUGAUCGCGACCAAACCAGCGAGACGCGCCCUCAUAAACAUCACCACCGCCGUCACCACCAUUCUCAUAGACAUCGCACCGCGUCGGGGGAAAGAUCUCGGGAUCGUGGCCACGACAAAGAACAUCGGCACCGUAGCAAACGCGAAAGAGACUCACAGCGCUCUUCCGAGCAUAUACCUAGUAAGAGAAGGCGAGAAGAUGUGGUGGGACAACCAGAAUCUCCACAGGAGGACGAAUGGAUAGAGAAGGAGACUCAGGUCGCUCCGCCGAGCGACAACGUAUUGGAUCAGAGGGACAAAGAUCUGGAGUCUACAUUGCUGAAGCGCGAUGCGUGGAUGCAGGAGCCCUCUGCGCUGGACGUGGACUUCAUUCAGCGCAAAGAGCCAAAAGCGCCAGCCAGUCAGUUUGUAAGCGCAAAGGAAAGCCAUGAUUUCAGGGUCAAUGAAGCGCAAGUCAGUCAGAAUUUGGCGGACCUGCAACGAGAUUUUGAAUCGGAUGAGGAUGAAGCAACGGAUGAUGCCGCUCGGGAGGUUGCAUUGCCAGCGCAGGUGUCGUACACAUUCGGCGACGGCGGGAGCUCGUGGCGCAUGACCAAACUGAAGGCGGUCUACAGGCAAGCGAAAGAAACUGGGAAAAGUGUGGAAGAGGUCGCCAUAGAAAGAUAUGGAAGUCUGCAAGACUUUGAUGACGCACGAGAGGAAGAAAGGGAGUUGGAGAGGCGGAACACCUAUGGCAAAGAUUAUAUCGGGCUGGAGAAACCUUCUGGAGAGCUUUUCAAAGAUCGAAUGCUGAAGUCUGAGCCUCGCGGGGACCUCCCCUCACAUAGCGACGAAGAUGAUGAGCAGGACCGCCUACAAGGCAGGUCGAUAACAGAAGCUGAGCCACCCAUGAGAACGGUACCUCUGGAUUCCACCGCGCUGAACAAGCUCAAGGCCCAGAUGCUCAAGGCGAAACUACGCAACGCACCCGAUGCGGUCCAGCUGGAAAGAGCAUACAACGCAGCAGCCAGUGCCAGCCUCGCCAACCAAGCUCAAGCAGACGUCGUGGUACUGAGUAAUAUGGACAAUCGAAUUCUGACAGGCGGCCGAGCCGGCGAGGUGACAGCAGUGUCAGGAAAACGUGGUCGCGAGCGUGGUCUAGUGGUGGAGAAUGAUAAUAUGACCAUCGAGGACAUGGUACGACAGGAGAAGCGCAAUCGAGGCGCGCAUGGCGGCGAGGGGAGAGCCUUUGCUGAGCGAAUAGCGAAAGACGGAAAAUUUGUCGACGACCUUGACUACAUGGAUGAUAAUGCCACGAAACUAUCAAAAAGAGUCGUCAAAUCCGAAGUCAAUCUCCGCAACACAGCCAUCGGUGAUUUUCAGAAGAUGGAGAAAAUCUUACAGAAUUGUCCGCUUUGCUCUCAUGAGGAUUCUGGACAACCACCCGUGGCGCCAGUGAUUAGCCUCGCCACGCGGACCUUCAUGACCUUGACAACCGAGCCCGAAGUUGCUCGCGGUGGCGCUGUCAUCGUUCCUAUACAGCAUCGCCUCAAUCUGCUUGAGUGUGAUGACGACGAAUGGGAGGAGAUGCGAAAUUUCAUGAAGUCACUUACCCGCUUCUACCACGCGCAAGACAAAAGCGUCAUUUUCUACGAGAAUGCCGCGUUCAUGUCCAGUCGGAAAGGUCAUGCAGCCCUGAUUGCAGUGCCACUGCCUCACCACUUGGCAGAGAACGCACCGGCCUACUUCAAGGAAGCAAUCCUAGCUUCGGACGAACAAUGGUCGCAACAUAAACCUAUAAUCGAUACCCUGGCACUUGUACAGAGACCUGGGUACGGAAAAGCGGCUUUUCGCAAAGCGAUGGUCAAGGAAAUGCCAUAUUUCCAUGUUUUCUUCACCCUCGACGGCGGCAUGGGCCAUGUCAUCGAAGACGAACGCCGCUGGCCCAGGGGCGACCUAUUUGCGAGAGAAGUCAUCGGUGGCAUGCUCGGAAAGGGUCACGAGGUCAUCAAAAAGCAGGGACGAUGGGAAAAGCAUGAUGGUAGGAUAGGGGCGUUCAAAAAGAAGUGGGAGAAAUUCGACUGGACUACGGUGCUGAUGGACGCACAAUGAUUGCGGGCUUUCUACAGCAGGUUUAUAUUUUGAUGCGCUUCUAUUUUCGAAGUCUGUGAGGCUCAAAUGGACGUCCGGAUUUUUCGAGCUUGAAAUCCAAAUUAUGUUCCACAAGAUCAUUGUGAAAAGAGCUUUCUUAAGGGCGCUAGCGCCCGCUGUAGCAUACACAUCGAAUCAUCCUCGAC
This is a messenger RNA of Dissoconium aciculare CBS 342.82, 2386 nucleotides long. RefSeq lists its product as uncharacterized. Gene Ontology annotation, biological process: mRNA splicing, via spliceosome. The coding region runs from base 54 to 2201 and encodes 715 amino acids. NCBI's taxonomy places the organism in Eukaryota, Fungi, Ascomycota, Dothideomycetes, Mycosphaerellales, Dissoconiaceae. The record is from RefSeq and is a predicted model, not a curated record. The transcript has a single exon. Gene Ontology annotation, cellular component: post-mRNA release spliceosomal complex.